Messenger RNA from Nezara viridula (southern green stink bug), 873 nucleotides. Lineage: Eukaryota; Metazoa; Arthropoda; Insecta; Hemiptera; Pentatomidae. The record is from the annotation of a GenBank genome assembly.
AUGGCGCGCGGUGAGGUCGUCAAAGAAGAAGAUCUGAUGGAUGGUCUGAGUAUAUUCUUCAUAAAGCACCUCGGGAUCUGGAACACAGUCACCACAUACAGGAAAUCUGGGAAGCUCAACCUCGUCUUCAAGGUUCAAUGGUUCGUCACAAUUCUCUGUUUAUCUUUUCCCAUCUUCCAGAUCAUGUGUCCAGCAUUCAUACAAAUAGAUCUAGAAAAGGCCACCAUAAUCCUGCUGAACACCGUAUCCUUCUUACAGAUGACGUUCAAACAGGGUGUCUUCUUGAUGAAUAUAAAGGACCACGCCAUAUUACUGGAAGUCAUGACUAAGAAUAUAAUCACCAGCCUCCCGGAAUACAAGAAGGCUCACGCGAGAAAAAUAUACAACAAAAUAUCUAGAAGGUGUAAUAUCUGGUGCUUGUCAGCUGUGAUUAUAACUUUUAUCGCUGUGGCAUUCUGGAAUGUGAAUCCUCGCAUUAAUUCAGAAUACAUCGCGAACCAUGUUGGAAAUAUGAAGGAUGUGACGACGGGUCCGAAGAAGAUCCUCGGAGGAUGGUAUCCUGUCCCAUUCACCAGGAGUCCAUGGGCGGAAAUCGUCUACGUUUACGAGUUCUGCUUGUUCGCCUGGUGCGGAUUCACUGUUGCACUUUACGAAAUGGUGAUUACGAUGGAAGUGAUGACGCUUCAUGCGCAGAUGUCUGUACUUAGUUACCACAUAAAGACUCUAAAUAAGAAGGAAAUAGUCCAAUACAGUGGCAAGAAAGGGCUGACUCAAAGAGAAGUAGAAGAUUUGUUCUACAAGGAACUUCUAGCGAUUAUUCGCGACCACAAGACGCUUCUCAGGUACCUUAAGCUAUCUAUAUUACUAUUAUAA